Messenger RNA from Sungouiella intermedia, 1521 nucleotides. NCBI's taxonomy places the organism in Eukaryota, Fungi, Ascomycota, Pichiomycetes, Serinales, Metschnikowiaceae. The record is from the annotation of a GenBank genome assembly.
AUGAACGUGAACCCACACCUUCAGUAUUUGCUGCAACAACAGCAACAGCAGCAGGCGGGUAAUCCACAAGGCGGUCAGUCGCUGCAGGCUUCUCAGUUGCAGCAGCAGCAGCAGCGCCACUUACAACAACAGAGACAACAGUUACUCAGCCAACAUCUCCAGCAAAACCAGCCUCAACAACCCCAACAGCCCCAUGGUCAGUCUACAAAUCCUUUAUUGGCCGCGCUCAAUGGUGGAAUAAACGGUCAGAACAACUCUGGGUUGGGCACACCAGGUAAUGGUUCUGCUAACCUCAACUUCAAUCAGAAUGUCAAUCCGUUAUUGCAAUUGCAAUUGCAACAAUUACAGCAGCAGCAACAGCAGCAGCCUGUGCCUCAACAGUCUGUGCCACAACAGCCACAGCAGCAGCCAGUUCCGCAGCAGCGAAUCUUCCUGAACCAGAACAUCCAGCAGCAACCACACACCUUACAGCAGCAGCAGGCUCCACUAAUUAAAGAGGUGUGGAAUUUUAACUUGGAGCAUGAGUUCAACAGCAUGAGGUCGUUUAUCAAUGACAAAACGGCCAACAUCUUCAUAUCCAUUCAUCAAGAGAUUCCAGGUAUUGUGGCUAGACCAGUGGGAACGUUCAAAUCCUCGGCCGACUACCACUUCCAGACGUUGAGAUCCAACUCAGACUUGUUGAAUCUCAUCCAAUUGUCGAUGUGCGCAGUGAAGGUGAGAAACAAUGAGAUUAGUGGAUCCGUCAUCUGGCAAUUCAACUUUUUAUACGACUUAACGAAGGAAAUGUUUAACGAGGAGCACUUAUCGAUGUUGACACAAACCUCUCAAAUCAACUUCGCUUCUCACAUGAGUCAGGGUAUUCCACACUUUGCCUUUGCAGAAUUGAUGAUUGAGAGCGGCUUGUUGUUGGAUCCAUCCAUCAACUGGUUGAGUUAUCACUCCGGAUAUGAUUUGGGCUUCCUUAUCAGCUUGUUAACAAAUAACAUCUUGCCAGGAAAUGAGCGUGAAUUCUUUUGGUGGUGCUCAAAGUACUUCCCCAAUUUUUACGACUUGAAGCAUGUUGGUAACCAAUUGUUAUCCAAUGGAACUGGAAAAGUAUCCACAAACGGAUUGAAUUCCAACAACAACGAAUUUGGAGGUGUUUUGAACGCAAAUUCUGCUAACGGUCCAGGUAGUGACUUGGGGAAGAAUCUCACUUCAAAUAACAAGCCAUCUGUGGAAUAUCUAGCAGAAGAGUUGCAUUUGCUCCCAAUAUCACCAGCUAUUCGUCAAUACUUCACAUCUUCUUCGUUGGGACAGUUCUCAAAUCAUCAACAUCAACAGAUGACUUCCACGUUGCAUGCAUACUUGUUGAUGGAAUGUUUCAAGGAGCUUUUCAGACAGACAAAUUUCGACUUGACCGUUCUUGAGAAGUUCAAGGGAUAUCUUUGGGGUUUGGGUGAUGCAUACGUACAGAUACAAGAGUCAGGUAGCGCAAGUGACAAACAAGACACCGCUGCUCCAUCGGCACAGCAAUGGUAA